Messenger RNA from Brettanomyces bruxellensis, 507 nucleotides. RefSeq lists its product as uncharacterized. The record is from RefSeq and is a predicted model, not a curated record. Lineage: Eukaryota; Fungi; Ascomycota; Pichiomycetes; Pichiales; Pichiaceae. Gene Ontology annotation, biological process: replication fork processing; resolution of meiotic recombination intermediates. The transcript has 2 exons. Bases 1 to 507 code for a protein of 168 amino acids. Gene Ontology annotation, cellular component: Fanconi anaemia nuclear complex; FANCM-MHF complex. Gene Ontology annotation, molecular function: chromatin binding; protein heterodimerization activity.
AUGAGGAUUCUAACGGAAGAGCAGAAAGAAGUGGCUGCGGCAAGCAUAUGGAGAACUAUCACUAAGAUAGUCGAGGAACAGACACAGAAACUUUCUCAAGGGUCGGACAGUCCAAUUACGGCUACUCCACAACUAGUAGCGGCAUUAGUUGAAUUAGUUUAUAGACAGUUAACAAGUGUCGGUGAGGAUUUAGCAUUAUUCGCAAAUCAUGCCGGACGAAAGACAAUAACACCAAAUGAUAUGAUGAUGAUAGUACGCAAGAAUCCUGGUCUUAAGGCGAUGUUGAGCCGGCAAUUGGAGGGGGCAAAAACGAGAGAUGGGAAUGGACAAGGUGGAAAAAGUACAGAAAGAGAAGAUAAGGAAGAGAUGAACCAAUUGAAUAGUGCAAGGGUGAAGCAGGAACUAAUUAGUCAGUCUACAACACAGCAAGAAGACAAAGGAGAAGAAGAAGAAGAAAAUGAGGAGGAUGAGGAGGAUACAUUUAGUGAUAUGGGUGAUUACAUCUGA